Molecule: messenger RNA, 2588 nt
Organism: Mus caroli (Ryukyu mouse)
Lineage: Eukaryota; Metazoa; Chordata; Mammalia; Rodentia; Muridae
Gene: Slc38a8
Product: solute carrier family 38 member 8
Biological process (GO): amino acid transmembrane transport
Cellular component (GO): membrane
Molecular function (GO): L-amino acid transmembrane transporter activity
Source: RefSeq, a predicted model, not a curated record
AACCCAACAAAUGCCCCUAGGGCCCCCUAAUGAAAGUCUCAGGAGCCCAGACCUGUGGAGGAAGACUCUCCCUCUACCUGCCUCUCAUGACUGCAGCAGUGUGGCCGAAGCACUAAGAGGAAGCCUAAAUUUGAAUCUGCUGGCCCAGGGCCUGUGGGGCACCUUCCUGGGUUUGCCAUGGAAGGGCAGCCCAGAGGGAGCAGAGGCCCCCUGGAGAAGCCCCUCCCUGCUGCCACCCAUCCCUCUCUGUCCUCACUGGGCGCCGUGUUCAUCCUCCUGAAGUCCGCUCUGGGCGCCGGCCUGCUCAACUUCCCCUGGGCCUUCUACAAGGCAGGAGGCAUGCUGCCCACCUUCCUGGUGGCCCUGGUAUCUUUGGUCUUCCUGAUCAGCGGCCUGGUCAUCCUGGGCUACGCAGCAUCUGUCAGUGGCCAGACCACCUACCAGGGUGUGGUCCGGGAGCUAUGUGGCCCCGCCAUGGGGAAGCUGUGUGAGAUCUGCUUCCUGACCAACCUGCUCAUGAUCUCUGUGGCUUUCCUCAGAGUGAUCGGGGACCAGCUGGAGAAGUUGUGUGACUCCCUCCUGCCUGACGCCCCACAGCCUUGGUAUGCAGCCCAGAACUUCACCCUGCCCCUGAUCUCCAUGCUGGUCAUCUUUCCCCUGUCAGCACUUCGGGAAAUCGCCCUCCAGAAGUACACCAGCAUCCUAGGUACUCUGGCUGCCUGCUACCUUGCUCUGGUCAUCACGGUGCAGUACUACCUGUGGCCCCAGGGCCUCAUACGCCAGCCCCGUCCUUUGCUGAGCCCAUCUCCCUGGACCUCUGUGCUUAGCGUGUUCCCUACCAUCUGCUUUGGAUUCCAGUGUCAUGAGGCCGCCGUCUCCAUCUACUGCAGCAUGUGGAACCAGAACCUCUCCCACUGGACCCUGGUUUCUGUGCUGUCCUUGCUGGCCUGCUGCCUUGUCUACACGCUGACAGGGGUUUAUGGCUUCCUGACCUUCGGGCCUGAAGUUUCUGCUGAUAUCUUAAUGUCCUACCCAGGCAAUGACACAGCCAUCAUCGUAGCACGCGUUCUCUUUGCGGUCUCCAUUGUGACUGUCUACCCCAUUGUGCUAUUCCUGGGGAGGUCUGUGAUGCAGGACUUUUGGAAAAAGAGCUACUGGGCCACACGGGGGCCUCCAGUGCUGGCUGACCCCUCAGGGCCUUGGGUUCGGCUGCCUCUGACCUUCCUGUGGGUGGUGGUGACGCUCGCCAUGGCUCUGUUCCUGCCGGACCUCAGCGAGAUCAUUAGCAUCAUUGGUGGCGUCAGUUCCUUCUUCAUCUUCAUCUUCCCAGGUUUGUGUCUCAUCUGUGCUGUGGACACGGAACCCAUGGGACCAAGAGUCAAGUGCUGCCUGGAGGCCUGGGGCAUCCUCUCCGUGCUGGUGGGCACUUUCAUCUUUGGGCAGAGCACAGCGGUGGCCGUGGUGGAGCUGCUCUGAGAGGCCUCUGGGCUGACACAAUCACUCCUGCAUCUGGCCUGAAAACCCCUAUAAGGUUCUUGCUGUCACAAGGGUGCUGCCCUGUCUAUUGAGCACUGCUUCUCCUAUGGCUCACGGGACCCUGGUGAGGAAGGACGGCUGUGACAAGUUCUUGCCACGUGGUGAUUCGGGACAAUAGAAGCCCAUGCUACCGAAAGCUGGAGUGUGGGCUAGCGAGUCACGGUGCUCCAGAAGGUUCUGGAACGUUCUUCCCACUGUCCUCCUCUGGUGGUUGCAGGAAUUCCGUAGUGUCCCUGGCUUAUAGAUAUAUCACUGUAGUCACAGGGUGGACACACCUAUCCUGUAUGUCCUUUCCCAAGCAGGAUGCCAGUCUGGGCCCAUCUCAAGUUAGCACUUGUCUGCACCGGCUAUGUGUAAAGAUGUGUGACUUAGUUACUGUUCUGUUGCUGCUCAGAGGAGUUCCUUGGGAGGUUAGAGUUCAUGAGCAUCAUGGCAAGGAGCAUGGUGGCAGGCAGGCAUGAUGCUGGGGCAGUAACUGAGCCUUUACACUCUCACGGGCAAGCCCAAGACAGAGAGCACACACUGGGAAUGGUGAGGCCCCACUCCCAGUGACACGCCUCCUUCAACAAGACCACACCUCCUAAUCCUUCCCAAACAGUUGAGACCAACCAUUCAUACCUGUGAACCUGUGGGAGCCAUUUUCAUUCAAACCACUGGAUUCCACUCCCUGGCUCCCAUGGAGUGCAAAGUGCAAAGUGUAUUCAGUCCAGCUUCAAAAGGCUCCAUUGUUGGGAUCUGACUUAAGGUUACAAUAAAAUGCAUGCGAGAGCUAAGUGUCAGAGCAGCCAAUGUGGCUGUUUCUCAGGAAGUAAAUUUGGAAUGCCCACAAGUGCAGGAGGAACACGGGAACCCUUGUGACCUUCCUCAGUUUCUAGAAAACAGUCAACAGGAUUCUCAUACCUCAGACAUUUUUUUUCUGAAGACAAAUAAUAUCGUCAUGCUUCAUAUAAACCUGAACGUGCCAGGCUGUGAGGCAGGCAUCUCUGCAACUGCCAACUCCUAACUCUGUUAUCAAAGGAGCUGUAAUAAUAAAAUGAGCCUCGUUGUGCAAA